UGCUGUUUUCCCAUCGCGACUUUGAUUUCACAAGCUUCUUCAUCCACGCGAUCUACGUCGACCACCGAGCCUCAAAGCAUCGCCAUUAGCGGGCUGCUCUAGCAUCGCCGCCAAGAUGCCUAAAUUCUUCUGCGACUACUGCGAUGUCUACCUCACGCACGACUCCAUGAGCGUGCGCAAGGCUCACAACAAUGGCCGGAACCACCUGCGCAACGUAGUCGACUAUUACCAACAAAUCGGCCACGAAAAAGCCCAAUCCGUAAUCGACUCCAUCACCGCCUCCUACACAGACGCAGGCCAAGCCCACGCGAACCCCAUGCUGCCGCACAACCAGCCCGGCGGGCCCGGCGUCGGUCUCGGCCCCAACCCUGCUCUCGUCGGCCUCAAUCUGCCGCCAGGUGCUCCUGCGCCUCCCUUCCCGCCGCCUCCUCCAGGCAUGAUGGGCGCCGCCGGCGCAGGGGGCAUCCCCGGCAUGCCACCACCCCCUCCUCCCUUCGCUGGCUCCGGCGCGCCGCCCUUUCCCCCGCCCUUCCCCCCACUGCCGGGCAUGCCACCUUUCCCCGGUGCAGCAGCAGCACCCAACGCGAACGGACCGUCACCAGCAGCAGGAGGGGCACCGGGCGGUGCUGGUGGUGGUGGCUCGGCGCCUCCCUUCCCGCCUCCCUUUCCCUUCCCUGGCGCUGCAGGAGGCAGCGGUGCUCCGCCGUUCCCCUUCCCGCCGGUCGCUGGAGCAAGUCCUACUGGAGGUGGCGGGCCCGGUGGAGCUCGGCCGCCUUUCCCUCCGCCUGGCGCGCCGGGAGGGUUGCCGUUCCCUCCGCCACCCGGUGGCGCGUUCCCGCCCUUCCCGCCUCCGCCUGGGGCUGGGUUCCCUGGAGCGCCCGGAGGGGAGAAGAGGUGAAGCUAAGUUGCGGCUGGUUGGAAUCUAUCAAACGGCAGGGAGAUGCUUGGGGAGGAAAAAUUACGGGAGACGGAGAAUGGGAUGGGCUUGUUAUGCUACCUUUGGCACUGCGACGGCGUAUUCGGCGUUCUGGAGCUGGCGGUUAAUCAAGACGUGUUUUGCGCAAUCGAUACUGCGCCUUCCGGAUCGGAGCUGCAUGGGAUGACUGGUACUUCCGUCGCGUCGAUAUCAUACGUUCUCCCAAGGGUGCUGGCUGCUGCAAAAUGGUUGUAUAGUAGCUACCCAAGGGUGGUAAGCGCCGUCUUUCUCACAGCUGAUAGCUGCAGCGCAACGACAGCAAGAUGACCAGUAAUUGCGGUCUUAGAUAAGUGAGAACUAGAUCAGGUCAUGAUAUAACCCCCCUCGUCCCGUGGUAUCAUGCG
Molecule: messenger RNA, 1320 nt
Organism: Canariomyces notabilis
Lineage: Eukaryota; Fungi; Ascomycota; Sordariomycetes; Sordariales; Chaetomiaceae
Product: zf-U1-domain-containing protein
Exons: 3
Coding region: 116-898 (260 amino acids)
Biological process (GO): mRNA 5'-splice site recognition; mRNA splicing, via spliceosome; spliceosomal snRNP assembly
Cellular component (GO): nucleus; U1 snRNP
Molecular function (GO): pre-mRNA 5'-splice site binding; zinc ion binding
Source: RefSeq, a predicted model, not a curated record